Culex quinquefasciatus (southern house mosquito) is the source of this 997-nucleotide messenger RNA. RefSeq lists its product as uncharacterized. NCBI's taxonomy places the organism in Eukaryota, Metazoa, Arthropoda, Insecta, Diptera, Culicidae. The transcript is spliced from 3 exons. The record is from RefSeq and is a predicted model, not a curated record. The coding region runs from base 199 to 831 and encodes 210 amino acids.
CUGAGAGCUGGAAGGAGUUGCGGGCCGCGUGCGCGGGUUCAUUUGUGGCGAAAUUGCUGAACCGUUCGCAUCUCUCUCUCUCGCGACUCGGAGUGCGCGCGCCCGCGAGGUUCUGAAAUCGAAAGUGUUUUUUUUUGGUUCCUUCUUUCUUCGGGGAAUCGAACCUGGACCGUCUGGAUUGGUAGCAGCAGGGUUGAGAUGCGGCUGCUGAGGGCUGCCCUGGUGACCCUGUUCGUCGUGGGAACCGAUGUCCUCACGGUGCCACCGGUCGUGGCCAGGUCGAUCACGGACCAGGACCGCAUCGACCCGCUCAAGUCGGAGGACUCCCUCAGCGAUUUCGUGCACCGCCCCAAGCGAAGAUUCAAACCGGAGGAGCUGGCGGCCGCCAACCAGGUGCUAGAUUCCCUGUACCUAGGCCAACGCCGGAUAGGAGUUCCGGAUCCACCGCUAGCACCCUCAACGGAACCACCUCCUCCUCCAUCCACCAAAAAGAAGUCAACGCUGCAGCAGAAGAAGAUCCAGAAGAAAAGGGGCAAACAGGCUCGACAGGCGAACGACGACGACGACCCGGAUCCGGACGAGAACGCAGUCGACGGUGGAGACGGCGAGGAUCGUCUUGUCGGUGAGAAUGGCAAGGUGACGCUGCAGAUUCCGGGCAAGUUGUUCGGGAACGCCACGAAUUUGUUCUUGGCUGCGGCCAAGCUUGUUGGAGAUUUUAUCACGAACUCCGCCAUCCGGUCAGCUCGGUUCCUGCAGCUGUUCCAGCCCGUGUUUGGUCGAACGCUGUUCAUCCAGAUCCCGACGACCACGACUGAAUCGAACGAUAUUUAAACGAGAACGGGAUUGUCGACAGUGCUGCCAGUAGUGAAAAACAUCGGUUAUAAUAUUUUAUUAAAUUAUAUAUAUUUACAUUCUUUUGAAUAGUUCUGUACAAUUCCUUUGUGGAGGAACGUGUUUUCAAUAAGUUAUCUUGACACAAAAGUUGGAAACUGACAAA